AUGGAGAAGGAGAAACAGAAGCAGUUUGUGCUUGUCCAUGGGCUCUGCAACGGAGCGUGGUGUUGGUACAAAGUGAAAGUGAUGCUGGAGGCUGCAGGUCACUGCGUGACCGCAGUGGAUCUGGCUGCAUCAGGUAUAAACAUGACCAGACUGGAAGAGAUUCAGACUUUGAAGGAUUACUCCAAACCGUUGCUUGACGUUCUGAGCUCGCUUGGGUCGGAUGAAGAUAAGGUGAUUCUUGUUGCUCAUAGCAUGGGAGGAAUACCUGCUGCUCUUGCUGCUGACAUCUUCCCUCGUAAGAUCGCUGCUAUUGUCUUCGUGACAUCUUUCAUGCCCGACACAAGAAACCCACCGGCUUAUGUUAUAGACAAGCUGAGAAGCACUUCACAAACGGAUCGGUUGGACACCGUGUUAGGAGUCUACGGGAGACCUGAUCGUCUUUUAAGGUUUGCUCUUGCCGGACCAAAGUCCAUGGCUAAGAAUGCCUAUCAACUCUCUCCAGUUGAAGAUCUUGUAUUGGCGACAAUGUUGGUGAGGGUAAACCCGGUGAUCACGGACAAUCUGGCAGGGACAAGAAGCUUCAGUGAGGAAGGGUACGGAUCUGUUAAUCGUGUGUACAUCGUAUGCGGAGAGGAUAGAAGGAUACCUGAGGAUUACCAGCGUUGGAUGAUCAGCAACUUUCCGGUGAAUGAAGUGAUGGCGAUCAAAGAUGCAGAUCAUAUGGCAAUGUUCUCCAAGCCCCAAGAACUCUGUGGUCUUCUCUUGGAAAUUGCAGAUAGAUAUGCAUAA
This is a messenger RNA of Microthlaspi erraticum, 789 nucleotides long. The record is from the annotation of a GenBank genome assembly. NCBI's taxonomy places the organism in Eukaryota, Viridiplantae, Streptophyta, Magnoliopsida, Brassicales, Brassicaceae.